GCUCCGCCCCCUCUGCGCCGUGUGACAACAACAACUCAUCCACGGAGCGGAGCUGCACUUUUCAGCUCAUUUUCCUCCUGUCAUUCCUCCUCCUAUCUUUGAUCAUUGUCCCGCCGCCCCCCCUCCCCUCCUAAAAAAUACCCCCUCAACUCAACACGCCUUUUUUUUCUUUUUUUUAAAUUCCGCAGCUCUUUUUUUUUUUUUUUUGUUAAACUUCCCAACUUAACUGAGGAGCUAAACUCAGACGGAUCUUUUCAUUUAGCAGGCUGGGGCUUCUACUUUGAACUUGUCCCCCCCUCCUCCCGCAGUGACCAUGGCCGUACCGGCUGCUCUCAUCCCACCGAGCCCUCUCGUUCCGCCGCCUCCGAUCUCCACUCCCUCCGCCACCACGUCCCCGCCGUCGACAACUUCAUCCCCGUCCCCGUCCCUGGCCCCCCCGUCGGGUCCCGGACAGAACCUGUUCCGCUCGGAGCUCCUGGUUAACGCCAGCGGCGGCAGUCCGGGCAUCCCGACCCCGAGCGCGGCUCUCCCCCCCGGCAAGCCGGUCUACUCGACCCCGUCGCCCGUCGAGAACAUCCCGCAGAACAACGAGUGCAAGAUGGUGGAGCUGCGCGGCGCCAAGGUGGCGUCGUUCACCGUGGACGGCUGCGAGCUCAUCUGCCUCCCCCAGGCUUUCGACCUGUUCCUGAAGCACCUGGUCGGGGGGCUGCACACGGUCUACACCAAGCUCAAGCGGCUGGAGAUCACGCCCGUGGUGUGCAACGUGGAGCAGGUCCGCAUCCUCCGGGGGCUCGGCGCCAUCCAGCCCGGGGUGAACCGCUGCAAGCUCAUCUCCAGGAAGGACUUCGAGACGCUCUACAACGACUGCACCAACGCGAGCUCCAGACCCGGACGACCUCCAAAAAGAACCCAGAGUGUGACAUCACCAGAGAACCCCCACAUUAUGCCCCACUCCGUCCCUGGACUCAUGUCUCCGGGCAUGAUUCCUCCCACAGGCCUGACAGCAGCCGCGGCAGCAGCUGCCAACGCAGCCAUAGCAGAGGCCAUGAAGGUCAAGAAGAUCAAGCUGGAGGCGAUGAGCGGCUACCACGGCAACGCCAACCACCACGGAGGCGAUGGAGAGAAUGGAGACCUCAGCUCCAGCGUCGGCCUGGAACUCCCCUUCAUGAUGAUGCCACACCCCCUGAUCCCAGUCAGCCUUCCCCCAGCCUCUGUCACCAUGGCAAUGAGCCAGAUGAACCACCUCAGCACCAUCGCAAACAUGGCCGCUGCAGCACAGGGUCAGAGUCUGCCCUCCAGAAUGGUCACCUCUGUUAUAAAGGGGUUGCAGGAACGUGUGCCGGACAGUCCCUCCCCUGCUCCCUCCUUAGAAGACCACAGGAGGCCAGGCAGUCACCUGUCGUCCCACCGCAGCAGCAGCGUGUCUAGCUCCCCGGCCCACACAGAAAGCUCCUCAGACAGGAUACCAGCACACCACAACGGCCUGUCGAUGAACCAGGUCCUGCUAGGCCUGUCCCCCAACAUCGCGCCUGGUCCUAAAGAGGGAGACCUGGCCCACGACAUGAGCCAUGAAGCAAAGAGGAUGCACGCUGACAAAGAGGACAACCUGAUGUGCACCCCCACUGCAAGAGACAGCUAUGAGAGGUUGUCGUUGGCUGGACAGGGUUUGCCUCCUGGUUUCCCGUCGCCAUUUCUCUUCCCAGAUGGCCUGUCGUCAAUAGAGACCCUCCUCACCAACAUACAGGGCCUGCUCAAAGUGGCGAUCGACAACGCUCGGGCUCAGGAGAAGCAGGUGCAGCUGGAGAAGACGGAGCUGAAGAUGGAGCUGUUCAGAGAGAGGGAGCUCAGGGAGACUCUGGAGAAGCAGCUCGCCAUGGAGCAGAAGAACAGAGCAAUUAUCCAGAAGCGUCUGAAGAAAGAAAAAAAGGCCAAGAGGAAACUCCAAGAAGCUCUGGAGUAUGAAUCCAAGCGGAGAGAGCAGGCUGAGCAGACUCUGAAGCAGCCGUCGCCUUCUGACAGCAUGCGUUCCCUCAACGGUCAGACGAUCUACAACUCUCUGACCCCUGAGAUGGAGAGUGACCGCAGCAGUGGAAGAACAGAUGCUGAAAGGACAAUACAAGAUGGUAGACUGUUCCUGAAAACCACAGUGAUGUACUGAUAAGCCUGCGAGGAGCUGGAGGAGAGGAAAAAAGAUUAAAAAAGGACAGAAAACAAACCCAUGAAGUUUCCGAGGAUCCCCUAUCCAGGCUGAUUUAGCAGAAGAGACGUCAAGCUGCUUGUAGGUGGAAGUGCUGUGUUCACCAUAAUGCUGGAGGAAUCCGAAUGUAGAAUAAGUUGUUUUUUUAAUUGCGCGGGCCAACGUAAAACAGCUUGAUAAAGCAGGUUUAGAUAUGACGUGUUGGCUGGCGUGGCGGAUAAACAUACACCGAGCACAGUAAACAUAAAAAAGACGAAAAAAGAAAUGUACCCAAGGUGCAUUGUUGGUAAUAACUCCUUAAAAUCACAGCACUGAAGAUUUUUUUUAUACUGUAUCUCAGCCAGCGAGAAAGCUUUGAAAUAGAAAUUCGACUGAAGUUUUGUUUUGUAUUUCAAAAGAAAUCCAGAAAAAUGAUGUGUGGAGAUAUGAACCUUGUGGUGAGCAUCAAAAAAAAAAAAAAAAAAAGAAAAGAAAAA
Messenger RNA from Nematolebias whitei (Rio pearlfish), 2673 nucleotides. It is a transcript of the gene dachd, whose product is annotated as dachshund d. The coding region runs from base 314 to 2158 and encodes 614 amino acids. The record is from RefSeq and is a predicted model, not a curated record. Lineage: Eukaryota; Metazoa; Chordata; Actinopteri; Cyprinodontiformes; Rivulidae. The transcript is spliced from 11 exons.